Brassica rapa (field mustard) is the source of this 676-nucleotide messenger RNA. RefSeq names its product AAA-ATPase At3g28610. NCBI's taxonomy places the organism in Eukaryota, Viridiplantae, Streptophyta, Magnoliopsida, Brassicales, Brassicaceae. Gene Ontology annotation, molecular function: ATP binding; ATP hydrolysis activity. The record is from RefSeq and is a predicted model, not a curated record.
AUAAACUAUAAUAUUGUGAACAACUCUGAGUUGAGGAAACUUCUCACCGCAACAUCGAGCAGGUCGAUUAUUGUGAUAGAAGACAUUGAUUGUUCUGUUGACCUAACGGGCAAGAGAAGGAAGAGAGACGGUGACUUGAGCGCCAAGAAAGAUGGAGGACAAGGCAAAGAAGAUCAAAACCAAAGCAGAGUCACACUCUCGGGGCUUUUGAACUUCAUAGAUGGGAUAUGGUCGGCUUGUGGACAAGAGAGGAUAAUCAUUUUCACGACGAAUCAUAUCGAGAAACUAGACCCGGCUUUGAUCAGGAGAGGAAGGAUGGAUAUGCAUAUUGAGCUGUCUUAUUGUGGCUUCGAGGCGUUCAAGGUUCUUGCUAAGAACUACUUGGACGUUGAUUCUCAUCCUCUGUUUGGUGAAAUUAAGUCUUUGCUGAAGGAAACAAAGAUCGCUCCAGCUGAUGUAGCAGAGAAGCUCAUGGCCAAGAAUCAUAAAAUAGAUGUCGACGGAUCGCUGAAAGACUUGGUUGAGAGUUUGGAGAGGAGGAAGAAGCACCAGAGAGAUCACGGUGAUGAUCACAAGAAGAAGAUUGGUGGCAAGAAACUUGGAAUAUUUCGCGGAUUGUUUUAGGAUAAUGUCUUAUCUUUUGAAUCUUUUUUUUUUAAUUUUAACCUGUGUGAAU